Macroventuria anomochaeta is the source of this 3857-nucleotide messenger RNA. RefSeq names its product beta transducin-like protein HET-E4s. NCBI's taxonomy places the organism in Eukaryota, Fungi, Ascomycota, Dothideomycetes, Pleosporales, Didymellaceae. Bases 422 to 3721 code for a protein of 1099 amino acids. Gene Ontology annotation, molecular function: protein binding. The transcript is spliced from 3 exons. The record is from RefSeq and is a predicted model, not a curated record.
CUUGCUCACCGCCGUCUGUGGCUGGCCACCUCGCGACCGUAAGAACCAUAAUGAGUUGAGCCAGUAGAUGCUCGAUAAUGAGAAGUGCAUCGCAAUACGGGCGUGGUCAUCGCGAAGAUGCGACUUGUUGGGGCUGUUAGGCUUGCAUGAGCGCAUUCAGCCGCGUCUGCCCCCGCCUCUAGAUCGUCUUGAGCAGCCUUACAGAACGCAGAACAUGGUGCAAAACACCGGCUUCAGCCUGCAACACUAAGAUCGCAGUCUCAACCGUGUAGCUACCUGGGGCUCUGUAGCCAUUCUUACACUUCUCCAUUAGCUUGUCUGAGGGAGCCAGCCGCCGCACUCUCGUCCUACCAGGCUGCCGCCUCGAGCCUCUCGCGUCCCCUUCUCACCGUACACGCCUGCAACACAUGCACUCGAACUGAUGCGCCUCUUGCGCUACGACGAACAAGGCGAGCUCGGCAUCGUCAGCUUCGACGAUGGCGCAACACCGCCGUACGCAAUACUGUCACACACAUGGGGAGUGGAUACGGAGGAGGUGACCUUCGCAGACCUCCAAAAAGGCGAUGGCAAGACAAAGCCAGGCCACGAGAAGAUCCUCUUCUGUGCAAAACAGGCACAGCGCGACAAUCUCCAGUACUUCUGGAUCGACACGUGCUGCAUCGACAAGGCCAAUAAGGCUGAGCUCGCCUUGUCCAUCAGGUCGAUGUUUCACUGGUACCGCAAUGCAGCUCGGUGUUAUGUAUAUCUGUCUGAUGUCUCUAAUCAACCUCUACUGGUAACGCCAGGCCACCACGAUUCACGAUGGUUUCUUUGGAUCUGGACACUCUCUAUUCUCUAUACACUGUCAAGAUGGUCCAGCAGCGUGAUGCAUCGCUACUUCUAUCCGCGCCAUGUAGCACGCACUCCAGUUGGCAGCGGUGUUGUGCGUAGCAAGCAGACGCCUGAGUUCCCGAUCAAAGAAAGCAGAUGGUUUACUCGUGGAUGGACACUGCAGGAGCUUCUCGCCCCAUCCACGGUAGAGUUCUUCUCCAAGGAAGGUGCCAAGCUUGGCGACAAGUUGUCGCUGGCAAAAGAAGUGCGCGAGGUCACUGGCAUUCCUUGCUCAGCGUUGCAGGGCGAACCGUUGUCCGACUUCAGUGUGAAUGAGCGAAUCUCAUGGAAUGAACACCGGGUAACGAAAAUUCCGACAGACCGCGCAUACUCUUUGAUGGGAAUCUUAGGAGUUAGUCUGUCGCCGUUCGACGGUGAGAGUCCAGCUGAAGCGAUGAAACGAGUCACAGAUGAGGCCGAGAAGCAAGAUAAGUGCCUCCGAGACAUACACCAGACAGAUCCUCGGAACGACAAGAAGCGCAUUGAGGAUACCAAAGGCGGUCUUCUCGCAGACUCCUACCGAUGGGUGCUUGCCAAUCCGACUUUUCAGCAAUGGCAACAGCGCUCGGAUAGCCGACUGUUGUGGAUGAAAGGCGACCCUGGCAAAGGAAAGACGAUGCUUCUGUGUGGCAUCAUUGACGAGCUGCACAACUCGAUGCCAAGGUCCGCCCUGUUGUCGUACUUCUUUUGCCAGGCGACCGACCCGCGCAUCAAUAGCGCUACAGCUGUGCUACGGGGCUUGCUAUAUAUGCUUAUACACCAGCAACCGUCACUUGUAUCGCAUGUCUGUAAGAAGCACGAUCAUGCAGGCAAAGCCUUGUUUGAGGAUGCAAAUGCCUGGGUUGCCCUGACGGAGAUCUUCACGAACGUGCUACAAGACCCCCAGCUAAGAAGUACAUACCUGAUCGUCGAUGCGCUAGACGAGUGUGUUACUGAUUUGUCGAGACUGCUUCACUUCAUCGCAAAGCAGUCUUCUGCCUCUUUCCGCGUCAAGUGGAUCGUGUCGAGCCGCAACUGGCCAGAGAUUGAAGAGCAGCUGGAUCAAGAUGGGCACAAGGCCAGGCUGAGCCUUGAGCUGAAUGCAGAGUCUGUAUCUGCAGCUGUUGGGGUGUUCAUACAGCACAAGGUGACUCAGCUGGCACAGCAGAAGAACUACGACCGACAGAUGCAAGACAUGGUUCUUGAGAGAUUGGCGGCAAACGCAGAUGGCACCUUCCUGUGGGUAGCGUUGGUGUGUCAGGAGCUUCGAGCAACAGCAAGACGGAACGUGCUGAAGAAACUGGACACCUUCCCACCUGGUCUAAAGGCGCUUUACGAGCGGAUGAUGCAGCAGAUCAGCGCGUCGGAUGAUGCUAUACUCUGCAAGCAGGUGCUGGCUUCAGCCGCGCUCGUGUAUCGGCCAAUCACUCUGCAGGAGCUAGUAGCCCUUGCUGAGCCGCUCGAAGACAUAGCCGACGAAGCAGAGGUGCGGGAGACCAUCGGCCUCUGUGGAUCGUUUCUCACUUUGCGAGAAGACACGGUCUACUUCGUGCACCAGUCUGCAAAAGACUUCCUCUUUGCAAGUGCAUAUAACGAGGUCUUUCCACAGGGCGCUGAAGUCACUCAUCACGUGAUCUUCUCCAGGUCGCUCGCGAUUCUAUCCAAAACGUUGCGUAGGGACGUGUACAGCCUGAAAACGUUAGGGACUGCUAUCAAAGAUGUUCAACCGCCAGAGCCAGAUCCGUUUGCAGCCUCACGCUACUCGUGCGUCUACUGGAUCGACCAUCUGUACGACUCGAAGCCUGAGCCGUGGGCUGACAGUGUUGGUGAUAUAGAAGUCGCAGGGGCCGUCGAUGAAUUCAUGAGGAAGAAGUAUCUCUACUGGUUAGAGGGGCUCAGUCUGUGCAGAAGCAUGAGCAAAGGGGUGAUUUCGAUGGCGAAACUAUACUCUCUGGCUCAGGCAAUGCAAGAUAGUGAUGAACUGACUAAGCUUAUCCAAGAUGCCCGCCGAUUCGUCAUGUACCACAAAGGGGUAAUCGAGAGCUACCCUUUGCAGACAUACGCAUCUGCGUUGCUGUUCAGUCCGACAGGGAGCAUGACUAGAAGAUUGUUUCAGCACGAAGAGCCGAAUGGGAUCGUUGUCCGGCCAGCGGUGAGCACCGGCUGGAGUGCCUGUCUGCAGACGCUCGAGGGCCAUAGCAGCUAUGUCACCUCUGUAGCCUUCUCGCACGACUCGAGCAAGCUGGCGUCGGCGUUAGAGGACAACACUGUCAAGGUGUGGGAUGCGAGCAGCGGGGCGUGUCUGCAGACGCUCGAGGGCCAUAGCGGAGAAGUCAGCUCUGUAGCCUUUUCGCACGACUCGAGCAAGCUGGCGUCGGGGUCAUACGACAACACUGUCAAGAUCGGGGCGUGUCUGCAGACGCUUGAGGGCCAUAGCAGCUAUGUCAUGUCUGUAGCCUUCUCGCACGACUCGAGCAAGCUGGCGUCGGCGUCAUACGACAACACCGUCAAGGUGUGGGAUGCGAGCAGCGGGGCGUGUCUGCAGACGCUCAACAUUGGCAAGGCUCUCUACAAUCUAUCUUUCGAUCCCACCAGCUCCUUUCUUCGUUUUGAGAUAGGCCCCAUUGCCAUACAUGGCCCGGGAACUUCUAGCGAGAUAGCCGUCGUGGAACCUGCAUGCCCUCAGUACUGCAGCGCAAGCCUCAGCUCCGAUAGCAUAUGGAUCAAGUAUGGCGGCAGGAACAUGUUGUGGAUACCAUCAGAGUAUCGACCGUCAUGCUCUGCGGUGUGUGGGAACACAGUUGGUAUGGGCGUUGGGUCUGGCAGAGUGUGGACCUGCACUGUUGACCCAGACACCCCCGUGUGUUCUUAGCGAAGUGUAGACAUGAACUAAUCGCUCCCUGCGUAGAAUAUGACCUUCUGAUAUCUGCUUUCAAGUCGUUAUAGGGAUGCACAUGAGCACGCAAGUUGCAUAACGGUAUAACCUGCAGCGAUCCGGGGAAAUGACU